Molecule: messenger RNA, 8058 nt
Organism: Alligator mississippiensis (American alligator)
Lineage: Eukaryota; Metazoa; Chordata; Crocodylia; Alligatoridae
Gene: RBFOX2
Product: RNA binding fox-1 homolog 2
Exons: 14
Coding region: 284-1651 (455 amino acids)
Biological process (GO): regulation of alternative mRNA splicing, via spliceosome; nervous system development
Cellular component (GO): cytoplasm; nucleus
Molecular function (GO): mRNA binding
Source: RefSeq, a predicted model, not a curated record
GCCCAGGCGGCGGUUCCGGAGAUUGCCGAGGGCCCCGCCACCUUCUCUCGCCCAGUCCGCGAGCCCGAUCCCGAACGGCGCGGUGCGGUACGGUGUGGAGCGGCGGUCGGAGCGAGGCGCGUGCUCCCCGACCCCGAGCCCAAGCGCGGCAUCGCCCCGGGCAGGCGGGCAGGCAGCGACCGGGCCGGGCCGGGCCGGGCCGGGCCGGGCGGCGGCAGGGAUCGCGGCUGUGCAGCGGCGGCCCCCGCAGGGCGCGCGGGGCGGCGGGGUCCGGCGGGCGCGGAUGGCGGAGGGCGGCAGCCAGCCCCAGCCGCAGCCUCAGCCGCAGCCCCAGCCGCAGAACCAGCAGCUCCUCCCCGGCGGCGGGGCCCCCAGGGGCAUCAAGCGGGAGCCGGAGCCGGAGCAGCCCAUGCCUGGCGGGGACGGAGCCGAGAGCGGUCACAGCAAGCGGCUGAGGACGGAGGCGGAGGCGGCCGAGGGCGGCGGCAUGCAGAACGAGCCUCUGACCUCAGGUUAUCAUGGAUACCCAGCAAGGGACAAUCAAGGUAACCAGGAGCCAACAGCCACUCCUGAUGCAAUGGUGCAGCCAUUCACCACAAUCCCAUUCCCACCACCCCCACAGAAUGGGAUCCCCACAGAGUAUGGGGUGCCACACACUCAGGACUAUGCAGGCCAGACCAGCGAGCACAAUCUGACACUCUACGGAAGUACGCAGGCACAUGGAGAGCAGAGCACGAACACAGCCAGCACGCAAAACGGAUCUCUUACGCAGACAGAGGGAGGGGCACAGACAGAUGGACAGCAGUCACAGACACAGAGCAGUGAGAAUACUGAGAGCAAGUCCACUCCAAAACGACUUCAUGUGUCUAACAUUCCCUUCCGCUUCCGAGAUCCUGACCUUCGACAAAUGUUUGGGCAAUUCGGCAAAAUCCUCGAUGUCGAGAUAAUCUUUAAUGAGCGUGGCUCCAAGGGAUUCGGGUUCGUAACUUUCGAGAAUAGUGCUGAUGCAGACAGGGCCAGGGAGAAAUUACACGGCACCGUGGUAGAGGGCCGUAAAAUCGAGGUGAACAAUGCCACAGCACGAGUAAUGACCAAUAAGAAGAUGGUCACGCCAUAUGCAAAUGGUUGGAAGUUGAGCCCUGUGGUUGGAGCAGUGUACGGCCCUGAGUUAUAUGCAGCGUCCAGCUUUCAAGCAGAUGUCUCGCUGGGCAAUGACGCCGCAGUGCCCCUGUCAGGAAGGGGGGGUAUUAACACUUACAUUCCUUUAAUCAUUCCAGGCUUUCCCUAUCCAACUGCAGCCACCACAGCAGCCGCAUUUCGAGGAGCCCAUCUAAGGGGCCGAGGACGGACAGUAUAUGGUGCAGUCAGGGCAGUACCCCCCACAGCCAUCCCUGCCUACCCAGGUGUGGUUUACCAGGACGGAUUUUACGGUGCUGACCUCUAUGGUGGAUAUGCAGCCUACAGAUAUGCACAGCCUGCUACUGCAACAGCAGCCACAGCCGCUGCAGCCGCUGCAGCAGCUUACAGCGAUGGUUAUGGCAGGGUGUACACAGCAGACCCUUACCACGCCCUUGCCCCUGCCGCUAGCUACGGAGUUGGCGCUGUGGCGAGUUUAUACCGAGGUGGCUACAGCCGAUUCGCCCCCUACUGAAGUGACGUGAACCCCCUGCAAGUGGGACAGCCCCCCAGCUCAUGAGGCCUGGCUAUUGCAAUAUUUACUAGUAGAGGAACUCUAUAGCAAGAUGAGGAGGAAAAACAGAAAAAAAAAAACAAAAGAGAAAAUACUUUUUUAUACCUCACUAUGUUCUUUGAAUAUGUAUUUUUCCUUUAAAUUUCUGCCUUUAAUUCUUUUGUUCCAAAGAUUGUGCGUUUCUUUUUUUUUUCUUUUUUUUGGUUUUUUUUCCCUUUAGUUUUUUGGGGUAUUUUGUUUUUUUGGGUUUUUUUGUUUUUUUUUAACUGUGGUAAAAAUAAUGCAUUUCUGUGUCUGUAUGUUGGUGCGUAGCUUAUCCUACCAAUCACGGAAGAGGCGAUUAGUGAUAAGGAAAGCUGUUAGGAGCCAAUAUCAUGCAAUUAAUCAGGAAUGUGCAGACAGUUACUUUACCUGGGUCUGGUUCUUGGUGCCUGAGAAACAAGAAAGGGGAGACUUGACCUGUCUUUGGAAGGAAGCGCUGCUUCUCUGCCUGGGACCCCAUAUGAUGGUGGGAAGUAGCCAUUUAUAUGUGGAAAGAGGGGAAAUGCAGAGAUUUCCCUCAUUUUAUCACCGUCUGACAUGUGCAGGCUUGGGACAGUUUCGGCAGUGUCAGAUUUUUAGAGUUGGCAAGAGAAAAUUCCUUCAUCCUGCCCAAUGACUUUGGUUAUUGACUGUUGUAGAGGGGACAAGACUUUGAAAUGAAUUAUUGAGGAAAUCUCCCCCACCCACCCCACACACACAGCUAAUCCUACUUGAUUUGUUGCCUGUUACUGGGCUGUAAUUGUUGUAGUUUUUUCCCUGUUCCUUUCCGAGGUCUGUCUUUCUUACUGCCUCUCCUUGCCUUCUUCCCUGGAGGGAGUGGCAAGUGCACUGCAGAUAUUGGGCAGGAGCAGCACAGUGUUUCUUUCUCAGAUGUCAAGAAUCAUUUAAUAUUAUGGAGGUGAUGUGUGUGCAGUCUUGAGGAGGGCAAAAGCUUGCUGAAGAAACCUGUCUCAGUGCCGUGCUGAACUGCUCUGAGGUCCAGCAUUCAAGGUCCCUCUUGUUCACCUUGAGCCAGCUAGGCACUGCUGCAACUAAACUGUUUUGAAUAGUGUGAGUGAGUUAAAAUGAGUUAUGGAUCAGCUGCAGAGGCACAGAGGGUGUGUUUGGGUGACGGAAGAGGGUCCGUCUUGUCAGAACACUAUCCCUGAAAGUCGUAUUAUGUGGCUUAGGUGUCUGAGGGCAGGUAGAAGCAAUUAUUUCUAGCUCUGAAGUCAUAGGAAAUUCCCACUUCCUAGGUCUAUUUGAGGUCCUCGCAUAUCCAGCCUACAGUCCCUGGGGCCAUUCUGUGCAGUCGCUCAGUAUUCUUCAAAGAAAAAUGUGCACCUGAACUGCUUGAUCCUGUAAUUUACACUACAGAUUGUAAAACUCUAAAGCAGAGAGGCUGUUUAGAAGGGCUCCGUGACUCCCAGGCCACCUCUCCUCUGCUCUUGGGAGUAGAGCAAUUCUGCUAUUUUUGAAAAGCAUAUAUUUUGCAGGUUGCUGCAAGAGCAGCAUUGUGGCAAUGAGUUAUUGCUCUCAGAAUCUGACCCUGAUUUUAGAAACCAAAGGGGAGUAGUCUCCCCUUCAGCCAUUAGCUAGUGUGAUGUUCCAAGCAGCCGUUGCAAUCAAAUGCAGGUUCUCUCGAAGCUUUAUCUAAUCCAAGAUAUUAGAGAAACAGAGAGAAAAGCACAAGUCCAUUAGGCUCCCCUGUCUGUUUGAAUUGGUACUGGGGUGACCUUCACCCUCCCCACCCCCCCCCACGCUCUCCCCAAAAGGCAGCUUGGAGCAUGGAUUUGUAGCUGCAGCCUUCUCAGCUCCUGCCACCGCACACUUGCUGCUGCUUCAAUGGCUAAUAGCAGAAUAGGAAGCCAACUGCAUUAACUGUAAGCUUUCUCAGCAAGCAGGGCUGCCUGGAAGCUGCACUGGCCCAGCCACGCAGAACACACAACUUUGUUCUUUCCCGUCCUUGUUUUACACACACACACACACACACACACACACACACACACACACACACCCACCCCUUCCCUGUGCCUGGCAGAGGGAAGGUGCCUGAGAUGGGAAAGUGAUCAGUUAAGCUAGAGACCCUACAGCUAUUGAAUCCAAGGAGGAAUAGCUAGAACAAGGGGACACCAAACUGCCAGCCUAUUGGCCACUUAUUUUUUUCAGUUUUAUUUUUUUCCAAGCCAAAGUUUGGUUUGUUGCUGUUAUGACAAUUUUUGUUGUUUGUAUAUAAAUAUUUUAGUUAGAUUGAAAAUUGGAGGGGAACAGGAUGUUGGGGCUUUCACAAAAUCAAGGACAUGAGGAUGGUGGGGUUUUUUGGCUUUUGAUGGUUGAGUGGGAAAAGAAAAACCAUGUCUAGUGGAACUUCUAGUGUUAUGUUUGAGGCAAGCUAAUCGCCAUCCCAAGGCAGAGGGGUUGCUCCUCUCUGGAGCUGAGAUGCAGCAAAAGCCGCAACUGGAGUUGGUUUGAACCACAUUUGGAUGGGGGGAAUGAAAGAAAGGACAUCACUCCCAUUAUUCUCAUGGAGGAGAAGUUACUAAUGUUUGGAGGUUGCAGGGUGGGAGAGGGUGAGGAAAGACAGCAUGCAUAACUGAAUCGACAGCCACUUGAGCCUCUGCACCUUUCAUAUGUCAGUUCAGCUGGUUCUGACUGCAGCUUCUGAAAGGUCAAACUGCUUUCUCAAGUAUCCUCCUGCAUCAUGGCAGUGGAGCGUGGAGUUAGUUGCACCCUCACCCCCCUACCUGCAGGGGAGGUUAGGUGUUGUUUCUGCUUUGUGUAGAAUCUGUCCUUGGCAGCUUUAGCCCACCUUGUGCUGAGAACCUGUGUUCUGGUGUUCCAUGGAGGCUGGGUCCCCUAAUGUAAAAGUACCUAGUAUUGCCAGGGUCAGAGACCCAUCAAUACUGGGUUCCUAAUACAUCAUUGCAUGGGUCCCCCUGAUCCAUUAAUCCUUGUCAAGCCCCUUAAAUGCUUUAGCAAACUGACAAGUUUGAGUCCAGGAAUUGCAGCUGGAGAUGCCUCACUGUUUUAGCACCUGGUUGUUCCCAAUUCCUGUCCUCCCUGAUGACACAGUGGUGGACAAGCCGAGCCUUUUGUACUGCUGGUUACAAGAGGGGGCUGGCUAAUUUUAGACAUGUACUAUCAUUCAUAUAGUCCCAGGAAUUUCCAAAGUGCAAGAUCUCCUAGAAAAUUGUGGCCACAGCUGGAUUUUGGUGGCAGGAGUUCUCCUGUGAAUCCUCUUCUGUGGCAAGUGGGAUCCCCUCAUCUUCCUGCCAUCUUGACAAAUACAGUGACUCUGAUUCCUUUGGUGUUUGAUGAAGUGCCUCAUGAUACAAACAGUGACUUUCAUUCAGGUUAGCCAAGCCUUGCUAUGUCCAUCUUUGAAGAGGUGAGGGAAGCCUCACAUGCAUCUGUGCAAAAUAUAAUUAUAGUAAAGGUUUUUAAUAGGGAGCUAAAAAGUAGGGACCUAGCAGAGGCUGCCCUUUUUUGACUGAGGAAAAAAUCAUUAGCAGAGCUGUGAUGGUCAACAUUCAAGGAUUUAUCUCAAACAGGACUUAGCUCUUGUAAGCCUGGUCUACACAUGGUUUUAUACCAAUAAGACUCUUUCGGUUAGGGCCCUGAUCUCUUCUUAAUGCUGUAGUUAUAAUGGUGCACCUCUAGCAUGAAUGUGGUAACAUACUGAAAAGGUGAUUUAUGCUGGUUAUUCCCUUUCAUGUAUGGGAACGAACUUCAAAGGGGUAAAGCAUCUUCUAUGCUGGUAAAAUUGUGUAUACACUAGGGGCACUUAGCAGAAUGGAAGCAGCAUAGCUCUGGCUUGUACACAAGCCCUUAGAGUUUUGCUGUGCUCUUGAGGUGGUCUAGGACUAGUCACCAGCCUCCUGUAACCAGUUAGUUGUUUCCAGGUUGAACAGCUGUUGUGUUGCCAUGUGCAAAUGAGAGUUGAGUUCAACUGUCUUGAGCCAAAUCCCAGUUUUAAAUGAUUCUCACUUCAAAGCGCUGAUGACAUGCAGGCAGUAGAGUGGUCCAAGAGGAUGGGCCAUGGCCCUGGAGUUGGGAGACCUAGGUUCUGUUCUUGGCUCCGUCAGUGUGACCUUGGACAAAUUGGUUCACUCCGUCCGUGCUCCAGGUUCCUCAUCCACAGAGUGGAGAUAAAGAUGCUCAGUCUUUUGGUGUCCAGUACUUUGAGAUCUUUGGCUAAAAAAUGGUAUGGGAGAGCUAGGUAACAGUGAUGUUAAUGUUUUCUCAGAUCUGUGCAGCUAGGGCUGUACCAGGCUGUAAAAUGGUUUACAAAACCAUUUCCUAGCCUGGCACAUCUUUCUAGGAAGAAUCAUUUUUAAGGGAGUCCCUGGCUAUUGUGGUUUGAACACAAGAAGGUAGGGACCUUAAGGGUAGAGAAUAUAAAACAAGGCUUUGCAAAUCCUCAUGCAUCUCCCCUCUUCUCUAACUCCUCCACACUCCAAACCCCUGUACCAUAGGAAAGAGACAAAGUAGAGAACAGGCAUAGGGAACACUUAGGAAUUCAAGAAGGGAAAAACAUACUGACUCUGGGGAGCUCUACUUUUGCUGAGUCCAACUCCAAAGGGAAAGCACACAGGCCAGCUGGAAAUUAGCUUGCUCCUUGUGAUCUAGUCUGGAAGCCUCUGAGGAAUUUGUACCUUGGCGCAGAGGGGGCAUGUUUUAUUACCUGUUUGCACUGUUUUAAAAUAGGAGGAGAAAAAGAAAAAGCUUGUAAACAAGGUAAACAUCCAGUGUAAACUUCUAUGUGUUUUUAUUUUGUCAUGCUCUUGAAAAUGUCAAACAUUUUGUAGUAUACACCAGUGACACUUGAUUCUUUGUUGCAUAAAACACUAUUUUUUGGUGAUGUUACUGUCUGAAAAGCCCCUCUCUCCCCCCUUCACCCUCCUGAUUCCUUCCCUACCCCUCGCUAAACUUUUCUUCUGCAAUGAAAUUUCCAGUCAACAAGGCAAGCAGGAAUCUGAUAGCCAGAGUGUGAAAUGGGGCCCUUUUCAAGUAGGCUCCGGGAGUCCUCCCUGGUAAUAUUCCUCUAGCCUGGAGUAUGCAGUAGAGGACCCCUUUUCCUCCCCAACACAUGCAGAGGGUACAAAGCCAACCAAACCAAGGCAUUCAAUUCCUGAAUUGAUUGUCACUGCCAACAGUGGAAGGGGACUUUCAGAUAGUGUAAUCAUCUGCAGUAACUGUCCUACUCCAGUUACUGGCUGCAGCUGGUGGUAGCUUAGGUGGGAAAAUGACAGACAAGGGUCAGCCCCGGUACUGCAAGAUCAACUGCAAGUCAACUGGUAGCAGAGUAAAAGCACAUCAGUCAAGAUGGCUGAUGUAUAAAGCCGUCCACAUGAGUGUUCAUUUAGCUGGCAGUCAGCAAAAUGCCAGUGAUCUAAGGAUUGAUGUUCAGACUGGUCAAUAAAUCUCUCACCAGAUUCACAAUUUCAUUUCAAGUGGGGGUUUUGUUUGCUUCCCUGAGGAGUGGCCUCCUUAAAGAAAUCUGGCCUCCCGCAGAAAUAGUCUCCACUUUGGCCACUUCCUUCUAUUUUUCUGUUCACAGUAUUUUGUGUGUGUGUGCGCGCGCGUGUCGUAGUUUUGGCAGCUUGGUUUGGCUGCAUUAUCAAGUGACGAAAUAAUCCUCUUUUACCCUAGAGGAUAUGAUUGAUUUUUUUUUCUUUUUAUAUUAUAAAUUCUGCUUGUAAAUAGCUGUAGCAAAUACCUGGGGCUGAUAGCAAAUGAGAACCAGGGCUGUAGAGUGCUUUGGAGCUGGUGGAGAGUUUACUGACCUCACAGGCUGAUUUACCUGAGACUUGGAGCUUCUCAGUGCAAGGCUAACAUGCCACAGAACCUCCAAUGGCAAUGACUGGCUUGCCCCUUCAUGCGGUCUCCCCAGCACCUCGCAUUGCCAGGUACCCUCGGGGCACAGGGUGCAUCAAAUUUUUGGAUGCUUUCCCCUCCCCUGGAUCAUUUCCUAGGACGCCCAAGCCGCUUGCCCAGGGUCCCAUUUCCCUGCUGACUCUGGAGAAGCAGUAUCUGCAUCCCAGGGCUUUGUGACAGUCUCUAACUUCCCGCCCCCCCCUUGUUAAGUAUCAUAUUGUAUAGUAGCUUUCAGACCAUACAGUAUUCAUUGGGUUACUCCUAUUAUUAUCAAGUAGCUGGAAUUGUGAAGGUCGGAGUAGUUAGAUCUUUAGCUUUUAUUCUUUUUUUUUUUUUUGUAUUACUAUCCAUGUGUAUAAAUUAUUGAUCAUGUUGCUGGCUUUUAUAAACUCUAAGCAAGGGAGGAGCCCUUCCUAACCCUUUGCAAAUGGUAAUGAAGCACUGUUUUUAAAUAAAAGAGAGAAACACCA